Messenger RNA from Branchiostoma floridae (Florida lancelet), 1373 nucleotides. RefSeq lists its product as uncharacterized. The record is from RefSeq and is a predicted model, not a curated record. Bases 164 to 1264 code for a protein of 366 amino acids. NCBI's taxonomy places the organism in Eukaryota, Metazoa, Chordata, Leptocardii, Amphioxiformes, Branchiostomatidae. Gene Ontology annotation, biological process: calcium-ion regulated exocytosis. Gene Ontology annotation, cellular component: endoplasmic reticulum. Gene Ontology annotation, molecular function: calcium ion binding. The transcript is spliced from 11 exons.
CCUCGGGCCGGAUCUGUAAUGGCGUAUUGUUUGAACCUGGAGAUAUUCUCAUGGCUACUGUAUAAAACGCGGUGCUGUAUCUGAGCUGCCGUUGUGGAAGUACCAUCGAGUCUUUUCUUCCUCUGUGAAUCCAGAUUUUACUCUUCUCUAAACCGAAUCAACAAUGGGUCCCUUCAUCCUGUUCUUCAUCGCCAUGGUGGCCGCCUCUCCAGUCAAAAGGCAGGAAAAUGUGUUCGGAUUGCUGGACCUUGACGGAGACGGCCGACUGUCAGGGAACGAGGUUCUGUCCAGCAUUAUUUUUGACCAAGCCAUCCAGGCUCUGGACGCCGACGGCGACGGUUUUAUCACCGGGAUCCAGAUUUUCGAGCUGACCGGCGACCCCAACGUCUUCCCGCAGCUUGACGUCAACGGUGACGGCAAGGUCAGCUAUGACGAGAUCCGCCAGGGCACCAACAUGCUGCUUAUCUUCAACAGGUUCGACGCAGACGGUAACGGGUUUCUUGAAGGCCCCGAGGCGGACAGGGUGGUGGCCAUCUACUCGCAGAUCGUGAAUGGCGGACUGGCAUUUCUGGGCAGGGACGAGAUCGACACCAACGGGGACCAGGUUCUGUCCAGGGACGAGAUAAUGAACGCCCUGGUUCUGACCCAGGUCCUGGUGGCGGCGGACGACGACAAUGACGGCGCCUUCAGCCAGCAGCAGAUCGAGAACGUCUUUGGCGCUCAGACCUUCCAGAUCCUCGAUGACAACAUGGACGGCGUGGUCAGCUUCGGCGAGUUCCGCAAGGUCUUUGACCUGGGAGACGUGUUUGACUUCUUUGACAAUGACGGCGACGGCGUUUUGACAGGCGCGGAGCAGAACAGCCUCAUCGGCAUCUACAACUUGGUCUCGAACUUGCAAGACGCCAUCCCGGCUGACCCUCUCCUGGACACCGACGGCGACGGACUACUGUCCAAGCCCGAAGUGACCAACGCCGUGACUCUCGACCAGAUCUUGGUAGCGAACGAUGCAGAUGGUGACGGCCAGUUCACCGAGAUUGAGAUCCUGUCGUUUUUCAACCGCGACCUCUUCCAGAGGAUGGACGUCAACGGAGACGGCAUCGUCACCUUCGACGAAAUCCGCGCCGUCAUCGACGUCGGCUCUUACUUCGACCUCCUCGAUGCUGACGGCGACGGUUUCCUGAAUGGUGUGGAACAGUUUUCCGUGGUCGCGCUGUACUACAACGUUUUAGCCUACCAGCAGGCUAACGGCGUCAACACCAAAUAGAUCGGACUGGUGCGGGAUGCAGUUGGACGAUCUUUGCAGCGUGAACAACGAAGAAACCCGGAGACUUUUGCAUACUUCAAGGACUCUCAAUAAACUUUGAUGAAAUGAA